UUUCACGUGGGGCAGCAAGAGAUAUCAACCACUUACACAUAUGCUGGAUGCAGGAGCUGAACGUUUGGCAGAGAAUGGUUACGGAAGAAAACUCGUUCACCACUUUCAUGUUUGCGAAUACAAGAGAAUUCCCAUUUCUUUAUACAGUAUUGUGCAUUUUUUUCUUUGAAUUUCCUGGAUGAGUCUUGCAGCUGAACUUUGGUGACGUGAUUUCCAUAUAGACGGAACUUGUUCGCUGUAGUGGACUUUCAGCCAAGCGGAUACGUUUCAAAACAGCACGAUGAAAAACAAACUUUAAAGUAAGUCAAAUUAUUUGCGAUCGCGACAGAUAAUUAAAGGCGUUACGCUUUCCUUAUAAGACAAAUCGAGUUACAUGCGACGAGCAUUUGUACGCAGCUUGCCUGAGUUUCUUUGACUGACCAUUAUUAUAGUGAGUUCUCAAGGGAAGUUGACAGUAAGGUGACACUGACGGAGUUUUACCUUGACGGGGGGGAAAGUGCCUUGGAUGAACAUGUCUAAACCUACGGAUCACGUAAAGCGCCCGAUGAAUGCGUUUAUGGUGUGGUCCCGUGCACAGCGGAGGAAAAUGGCUCAAGAGAAUCCAAAAAUGCAUAACUCUGAAAUCAGCAAAAGGCUAGGAGCGGAAUGGAAACUCCUAACGGAGACCGAGAAAAGACCGUUUAUAGACGAAGCGAAACGACUGAGAGCUAUGCAUAUGAAGGAGCAUCCUGACUACAAAUACAGACCGAGGAGGAAACCGAAAACUUUAAUGAAGAAGGAGAAGUUUGCUUUUCCGGUGCCUUACAACCUAGGAGAUCACGAAGCACUGAAGGCGAGCGCUUUGUCAGGAGGAGCCCUGUCCGAGUCCUUAAUUGGAAACCCGGAUAAGGCGGCGGCGGCGGCCGCUGCCGCGGCGGCCAGAGUCUUCUUCAACCCGUCGGUAUCCACGAACCCAUACUCUUUCUUUGAUCUCGGCUCGAAGAUGACAGAUAUCUCCCCGCCGUCAUUUCCAUACCCCUCCCCGCUUGGGUAUCCCGGUGCUGCCACUACUUUCACCGGCACAGGAACAGUCGGCAGCGGGAGUCACACGCACUCCCACCCUUCUCCGGGCAAUCCUAGCUAUAUGAUUCCCUGUAACUGUACAGGUUGGCCCCCGGCGGCUCUGCAGCCACCCCUGGCUUAUAUUUUGCUACCGGGAAUGGGCAAACCGCAGCUUGAACCUUACCCCGCGUACGCCUCAGCGUUAUGAUACGUGGACAUAGAGCAUUUUUAAAGUACUGAGACAGAACGUGAGACUGUUUAUUUGAUGCAUGCAAGAUUUUGUACAUGUGAUACAACACGCGCGUUUUGGUGUCACAUGUGUAUGUAUAUAAAUGAAUGCCUUUAUGAAAGGCACUUUUUAAAGAAAAACAAUAUUUAGAAGACUAUUUACAACCGUCACGUGUCCACAUCCCAGAGGGAGCGAACAAAUGAUGACUAUUAAUUGAAAAAUGUGCUGUGCAUUCAUCAUAUUAAUUGUUGUACAGCUUGCAGUCGUGCCCUUUUUCAAUGUGAAUACUGAUUCGACAUGGUACAUAUUUCAACCUGUUGCCAAUGCACCUACCAAUGUCUGUUAAACUAAAUCCAGAAUCGUUGACUGUCACGUUAUAGUUUUGAACUUUCAGGGGUCUUGGUUAUGGUGAUAGUGCUCAAAAUCCAACCAAUUAUGAAUUAAUUUACGUUGAAUUUAGCUGGACUUUGAGAAACGGCUUAGCCACGAUGUGUCAUUUUGAUCACCUUGUUUUCAGACAGGCUGACUGAAAACGUGUAAAUGUGUAUAGAUAAAUUAAGUCGAAUGGUUUAGUUUCCAUACCUUUAGUGAUCCAGUUAGAACCUGGACCAGAGUGGAUUUGUUUUGCUAGAUUUACAAUGCACAUCUUAAGUUCCAAAUACUGUUAUAUAGAUGUCUGUACUAUUUAUUGUUUAGUGGACGCAUUAUGGUGACCAAGUUGAUUUAAAAGAGAACUUUACGUGUCUUGAAACAUUUGCACAAUAAACUUGUAGUGCGUGUGCGA
Molecule: messenger RNA, 2054 nt
Organism: Brienomyrus brachyistius
Lineage: Eukaryota; Metazoa; Chordata; Actinopteri; Osteoglossiformes; Mormyridae
Product: transcription factor Sox-21-B
Exons: 1
Coding region: 506-1249 (247 amino acids)
Biological process (GO): regulation of DNA-templated transcription; anatomical structure morphogenesis; cell differentiation
Molecular function (GO): DNA-binding transcription factor activity, RNA polymerase II-specific; RNA polymerase II cis-regulatory region sequence-specific DNA binding
Source: RefSeq, a predicted model, not a curated record